AUGCUUUCCACUACAUUACGUUCUCUCAGAGUUCAAUCCAAGAGAUUACCAUCUUCCAUCACAAGAAACUAUGCACUUUCAGCAACUGCUCAAGCUUUAAUUUCAAAGCCAGUUAGUGAAGUUGAUCCAGAGAUGGCUGAUAUCUUAAAUCAAGAAAGAAUUAGACAAAAGAACUCAAUUACUUUAAUUCCAAGUGAAAACUUCACUUCCAAGGCAGUUAUGGAUUUAUUAGGUUCAGAAAUGCAAAAUAAAUAUUCUGAAGGUUAUCCUGGUGAACGUUAUUAUGGUGGUAAUGAAAUCAUCGAUAAAGCUGAAUCAUUAUGUCAAAAGAGAGCUUUAGAAGCUUUUGGAUUAAAUCCUGAAGAAUGGGGAGUUAAUGUUCAACCAUUAUCGGGAGCUCCUGCUAAUUUAUAUGCUUAUUCGGCAGUUUUAGAAGUUGGUGAUAGAAUUAUGGGAUUAGAUUUACCUCAUGGUGGUCAUUUAUCUCAUGGUUAUCAAACUAAUACUACCAAGAUUUCUUAUGUUUCUAAAUAUUUCCAAACUAUGCCAUAUAGAUUAAAUGAAGAAACUGGUAUUAUUGAUUAUGAUACUUUAGAAAAAAAUGCUCAAUUAUUUAGACCAAAAGUAAUUGUUGCUGGUGCUUCUGCUUAUUCUCGUGUUAUUGAUUACAAGAGAAUGAGACAAAUUGCUGAUAAAGUCGGUGCUUAUUUAUUAUCCGAUAUGGCCCAUAUUUCAGGUUUAGUCUCUGCUGGUGUAACCGAUUCUCCAUUCCCAUAUUCUGAUAUUGUCACCACUACUACCCAUAAAUCUUUAAGAGGUCCAAGAGGUGCCAUGAUCUUCUUUAGAAAGGGGAUCAGAAAGGUCACUAAAAAGGGUAAGGAAAUUCCAUAUGAUUUAGAAAGAAGAGUCAAUUUCUCCGUAUUCCCAGCCCAUCAAGGUGGUCCACACAACCAUACCAUUUCCGCUUUAGCUGUCGCUCUUAAACAAUGUAAAUAUCCAGAAUACGUCCAAUAUCAGAAAGAUGUCAUUUCCAAUGCCAGACAUUUUGCUGCCGAAUUAGAAAACAAAGGAUUUAAAUUAGUUUCCGGUGGAACUGAUACUCAUUUAAUCUUGGUUGAUUUAAGAUCAAAGAAAAUCGAUGGGGCUCGUGUUGAAGCAGUUUUGGAAAGAGUAAACAUCGCGGCUAACAAAAACACCGUUCCUGGUGAUACUAGUGCCUUAUUCCCAUCUGGUUUGAGAGUUGGUACUCCAGCCAUGACCACUAGAGGAUUCGGACCUGCUGAAUUCACCAGAGUGGCGGAAUUCAUUGAUCAAGCCGUUGCGAUUUCUAUUGAAUUAAAGGCAAAGGAACAAGGAAAGGUUGCAAAGGAAUUAUUGGCCUCUUUUAAACAAUUGGCUGACGAAAGUGAUAAAGUUAAGAUUUUGGGUGAAGAAGUUUCUAAAUGGGCUUCUACUUUCCCAGUUCCAGGUGAUUUGUAA
Molecule: messenger RNA, 1479 nt
Organism: Hemisphaericaspora subhashii
Lineage: Eukaryota; Fungi; Ascomycota; Pichiomycetes; Serinales; Debaryomycetaceae
Gene: SHM1
Product: glycine hydroxymethyltransferase
Exons: 1
Coding region: 1-1479 (492 amino acids)
Biological process (GO): L-serine catabolic process; folic acid metabolic process; tetrahydrofolate interconversion
Cellular component (GO): cytoplasm
Molecular function (GO): zinc ion binding; glycine hydroxymethyltransferase activity; serine binding
Source: RefSeq, a predicted model, not a curated record